Molecule: messenger RNA, 1344 nt
Organism: Adineta steineri
Lineage: Eukaryota; Metazoa; Rotifera; Eurotatoria; Adinetida; Adinetidae
Source: the annotation of a GenBank genome assembly
AUGGAUAAUAGAAAUGAAUGUCCAAUGAUAUAUCAAGGUAUAUUUUCAAAUCCAUACGUUAUUGAACAUAUUAUAUUAAUUCUUUAUUUAUUAAUACUUAUUAUUGGUCUUGUGGGUAAUAUUAUGACAAUAAUUAUUAUUAAAUAUAAUGCACAUUUACGUACACCAACUAAUUUUUAUUUAUUAAAUUUAGCUGUUUCCGAUUUAAUGAUACUUAUGUGUAAUUUACCAUUAGAAAUGCUUGAAAUUUAUAAUCGUCAAUGGCCAUUAUCAAUAGUUUUUUGUAAACUAAGAAGUAUAUGUGCUGAAUUUUUUACUUGUUCAUCAAUAUUAACUAUCUUAGCAUUUACAUGUGAACGUUAUUUUGCUAUAGUACGUCCAAUACAUUUACGUCGAUUAAGUCAUUUUCGACGAUCACAAACUAUAAUUAUUAUUAUUUGGUUAAUAUCAUUAGGAUUUAGUCUUCCAGUUGGACUUUUAUAUGAAGUACAGAAUAAUCAUACUGAAUCUUAUCUAAAGAGUUCUAUGGAUAAAACAGUAUAUACUAGUUGCAAAGCUUGUGUACCAAAACCAAGUUUUGCCAAACUUUUACCAAUAAUUUUUAUAAUAACAUCAAUUUGUUUCUUUUAUUUUCCAAUGAUUAUUAUUGGAGCUAUUUAUAUAUUUAUUGUUCAAGCUCUACGUCGUGUUAGUAAAUAUGAAGAAUGUUCAAAUCCAUAUGAAAUUAGUACACCAUCACAUUCAAGUAUAUCAAAUAAAGAAGCAGUUGAAAUACAACAACAAAACGCUCAUAUUAAUUCAUAUACAUGGUUAAAAAUACGUGCACGUUGUCAAGCUCGAAAAGUUGUUGUUAAAACUCUAGUGGCUGUUGCUAGCGCAUUUUUUAUGUGUUAUGCGCCAUUAUAUUUACAACGUUUAUUAAUAGCUCUAACAACUUUAACUAAUUCUCAAACUGAUGCAUCAUCACUUGGAAAUUUUAUGGCUUAUUUAUAUGUUAUAUCUGGUAUAACAUUCAAUUUGGGUUCAGUUAUUAAUCCAAUACUUUAUAAUGUUGUUUCAAAUAAAUAUCGACGUGCAUUUCGAGAUUUAGUUUGUUGUCGUUUAAUAACUCGAAAAAAAUUAAAUAGAAAUAAUAGUCAAACUUUAUUUCAAAAUAAUCGUUCACAAAAAAAAGUUUUAGAAGCAGAUAAAUGUAACAAUAUCAAAUUUCAUCAAAAUACCAGUUCAAAUAGUACUAAACAACAACUAGCAUUAAAUACAAUAAAAAAACCAAUGUUUGUUCAUGCAUAUUCAUCUAAAUCAAAAUCAUCAGCAAUGUCGUUUCGUCAUAAACUAAACGCUUAA